Messenger RNA from Ricinus communis (castor bean), 2190 nucleotides. RefSeq names its product pentatricopeptide repeat-containing protein At3g59040. Gene Ontology annotation, molecular function: protein binding. Bases 192 to 2036 code for a protein of 614 amino acids. The transcript is spliced from 7 exons. The record is from RefSeq and is a predicted model, not a curated record. Lineage: Eukaryota; Viridiplantae; Streptophyta; Magnoliopsida; Malpighiales; Euphorbiaceae.
UGGUGUACGGAUGUGCAAGUAGUCAGUUUUCCUAUCCUCUUUGCACUUGCAAAAAAUAUCCAUAAAUAUCAUGAAGGAGAAGAAGAAGAAGAAGAAGCAAAAGGCGCAUACUUUGCUCUAUCUAUAGCAAUUAGGAGCAACAGGAAGAAGAAGAAGACGAAGUAAACAGAGACGUAGCAUGUUUUAAAGAAAUGGCUCCAACACUAUCCUUCAAGCCAUACAUUUCACCUGCUUCAACUAAUUGGAGGCAGCCAAAAGUGGUAGUGAAUAGUAAUGCAGUGAAUUGGAAUGGUAAAAGAAGAGUAGAGGUUACGGUAGUAGCAAGAGGAAUGUUAUCUCCAAGGAAGUUUCUACAGAGAAGAAAGAAAGUAGAAGUUUUUAAAGAUGAAGCAGAUGAAGCUUACCACAAAAAUUGGAGAGGAUUGAUGAGGCAAAUUGAGGAAACAGAUUCUCCUGUUUCAGUUCUUAAAUCCAAAUUAAUUAACAAUCAAUCUCUUCCUAAGCAUUUGGUUUUAGGUACUUUGGUUAGGUUCAAACAGCUCAAGAAAUGGCAUCUUGUUUCUCAGAUUCUAGAAUGGGUCAGGACGCAAUCCUGGUGGGACUUUAAUGAAAUGGAUUCACUGAUGCUUAUAACGGCUUAUGGAAAGCAAGGGAACUUCAGUGCAGCUGAGAAGGUAUUAAGUUAUAUGAACAAGAUGGGCUAUGUGCCCAAUGUUGUAUCCCAUACUGCCCUUAUGGAGGCCUAUGGAAGAGGAGCUCGAUAUAAUAAUGCUGAAGCCAUCUUUCGGAGGAUGCAAUCUUCAGGUCCCAAGCCUUCUGCUGUGACGUAUCAAAUAAUACUAAAAAAUUUUGUCGAGGGAAACAAGUUUAAGGAAGCUGAAGAAGUUUUUGAGACUCUUUUGGACGAGGAGAAAUCACCUUUAAAACCAGACCAGAAAAUGUUCCACAUGAUGAUUUACAUGCAUAGAAAAGCUGGGAAUUAUGAAAAGGCUCGUCAAAUAUUUGCACUAAUGACUCAGCGAGGAGUUCCAAAAUCUACCGUCACUUAUAACAGUCUAAUGUCAUUUGAGACCAAUUACAAGGAAGUUUCAAAGAUCUAUGAUCAGAUGCAAAGAUCCGGCCUUCAACCUGAUGUCAUAAGCUAUGCAUUACUCAUCAAUGCUUAUGGGAAAGCUCGGAGGGAAGAUGAAGCUUUGGCUGUUUUCGAGGAGAUGCUGGAUGCUGGUGUCAGGCCAACCCACAAAGCAUACAACAUUUUGCUUGAUGCCUUUGCAAUCUCUGGAAUGGUGGAGCAAGCUCGAACAGUGUUUAAGAGCAUGAGAAGGGACAGAUACACUCCGGAUCUAUGCUCUUAUACAACUAUGUUAUCAGCAUAUGUGAAUGCAUCUGACAUGGCGGGUGCUGAAAAUUUCUUUAAUAGACUGAAACAAGAUGGACUUGAACCUAAUGUUGUUACUUACGGGGCAUUGAUCAAAGGGUAUGCGAAGACUAAUAAUCUUGAUAAGAUGAUGGAAAAAUACGAGGAAAUGCAGUUAAGGGGUGUCAAAGCAAAUCAAACAAUUUUUACUACAAUAAUGGAUGCAUAUGGUAAGAACAAGGAUUUUGGAAGUGCUGUUAUUUGGUACAAGGAAAUGGAGCAGUACGGGGUUCCUCCUGACCAGAAAGCAAAAAACAUCCUUCUGUCUUUGGCCAAAACAGCAGAUGAACAGAAGGAAGCUAAUCAAAUGGUAGGACAUUCAGGUGAUUGUGGUGAUGCACAUAGCAUUUUUGGGUCUUCUAGGUUUGUGGAUGAUGAUGAUGAUGAUGAUGACGAUGAUGAUGAUGAUGAUGAUGAUGAUGAUGAUGAUGAUGACGAUGACGAUGACGAUGACGAUGACGACAUCAAUGAUCAGGAUGAUGAGGACAACUAUGAUGAAGCAGGUAAUGCAGAAGAUACAAUUUCUUAUAGUGAAGAACGAGAAAAAUUAAUAGCCUUUAAUGGGUACAGUCAACAAAAUAGGGAAGGCCUACAUGCUCUUGAAGUUAUUAAUUUGUAAGUUCUUAGGCUUCUAAAUUUUGGGUUGGGAUGGUACUCAGCUGCAAAAGUGAUUUUGGUUAUAUUUGUUAAGAGUUGUUAAUCAUAUAAAGUCUGUUUUCUGUCUUCAUUGCAUCUUUGUAAUAUAUGAUAAAUUUCAUCUGUGUUUAGUCUUA